AUGCGAGCACUCGACCUCACUCCCCGAGUCGCCAAGCGAUCACACGUCCCGAACGCGCGUUUACGCCACCGCACGAUCCGUUCGCACGCCGAACCCUCGGAAGCGCGCGCGUUCGGCUCGCUCGUCGCGGAGACCCUUGAGGAGAUGGCGACGGACGUCGAGUUUCAGACCGCGCAACAGCGCCUGAGCGAGCUCGGACAGCGCGCGCUGACCAAGGAAGAGCGUGCGCGUCGUCGAAGAGCGCUGGACGGGCUCGGGGUACCGUCGUUCGAGGCUUUUCUCGAGGAGCGAGGCGGAAAGGUGCUCGAGCGCGAGCCGACGACGAUACUUCAGGUGAACAUCGGGCUGUAUUGCAAUCAAGCGUGCUCGCACUGCCACGUGGAGUCGUCGCCGUUGAGGACGAGCGAAGUCAUGGACGAGCGAACGGCGGAGCAAGUGAUUCGCGUGUUGAAGAACUCCCCAGGCGUGCGCACGCUGGACCUGACGGGCGGCGCGCCCGAAUUACACAAACAGUUUCGAUAUCUCGUCACUGAGGCACGAGCGCUCGGGGUGGAGGUGAUUGACAGGUGUAAUCUUACAGUGCUCUACGAGGAGGGGCAAGAAGAUCUGCCACAAUUUUUGGCGGAGAACAAGGUGAAGGUCGUGGCGUCGCUUCCGUGCUACAGUGAGGCAAACACAGACGCGCAGCGAGGCCGGGGGGUGUUUGAGCGCUCGAUCGCGGCGCUCAAGGAUCUAAACGCGGUGGGAUACGGUGUCGAAGGUACCGGCCUGGAGCUAGAUCUCAUGUAUAACCCGGGCGGGGCGUUUUUGCCUCCGGCGCAAGCAAAACUUGAAGAGGCGUACCGAAGCGAGCUACGAGGCACCUGGGGAGUAGAGUUCUCUCGUUUGUUCACGCUGACAAACAUGCCGAUCAAGCGCUUCGCCGAUUACUUGCACAAGGAGGAUAAGACGAGCGAGUACAUGAGCCUGCUCGUGAACAAUUUUAACGUCGCGGCGUCGGUCGGAGUGAUGUGUCGGGACCUCAUCAGUGUCUCGUGGGACGGGCGGCUGUUCGACUGCGAUUUCAAUCAACAGCUUGACAUGCCCGUGCGUGGGGCGAAAACGACGAUUUUCGAUCUCAAUUCGUGCGAUGAUUUAGUAGGCGCGCACAUCGUCGCCGACAAUCACUGCUUCGGAUGCACCGCAGGUUCCGGCUCGUCGUGCUCGGGGGCGACCAUUUAG
Messenger RNA from Ostreococcus tauri, 1221 nucleotides. RefSeq names its product Domain of unknown function DUF3641. The coding region runs from base 1 to 1221 and encodes 406 amino acids. Gene Ontology annotation, molecular function: iron-sulfur cluster binding; catalytic activity. The transcript has a single exon. NCBI's taxonomy places the organism in Eukaryota, Viridiplantae, Chlorophyta, Mamiellophyceae, Mamiellales, Bathycoccaceae. The record is from RefSeq and is a predicted model, not a curated record.